Alternaria postmessia is the source of this 1260-nucleotide messenger RNA. RefSeq lists its product as uncharacterized. The transcript has 3 exons. Bases 1 to 1260 code for a protein of 419 amino acids. Lineage: Eukaryota; Fungi; Ascomycota; Dothideomycetes; Pleosporales; Pleosporaceae. The record is from RefSeq and is a predicted model, not a curated record.
AUGGCUCAAUCGAAGCCAGGGGACACCAUUAACUACAGCAUGUCUCAGGGCUACCUCCCGGUCGAGAACUCUGCUGUUAACAAGGACUUUGGCCUAGAAUUUCCUGGAAACCAAUACGAUUUUGAAGCUCAACAUCAAACAGCAUCGGACGACGGAAGCGCACAAUGGACUUCUGAUAGUGGCAUCACCGUGUUCAACUUUCCCGAAGACUGGGCCCCAGAAACAGAAGGCAGUGAUCUGGAUGAUGUUUUUGGAUACGGAAACAACAACGUUCAGCAUCAACAUAGCGCCACCCGAAGGGCUGAACAAGCACUUGAGCAACUGGUAGCUCAGCGUGUCCCAUACAUACCAGAUCCGCCUUAUCAGUUAUUCCAAAAGCCUACCAGCUUUGUGGGUGCCCAGAAAGACGCAUCCGAUGCGCGCGCUCAAGAUUAUCGGGGGUGUGCAACGCUCAAUCCGCAUGAACGCACUCAAACUACUAAAAUUGCGUCAGCGCGAGGUGGUACCUGUGAAUUGGCAUUCCGUAGUCUUGUGGAGGCGAAGAAAGCCAUGCUUUCCCGCCAUCUCGACAAAGCCUGGUUCGCGCCAAUUGGUGACAGUACAAUUCCUACUAACGAUGAAGAACGAGCUACAUAUGUUGCCGAACUGUUGGACGCAAUGAAAGAUACUUCGGCAUGCUCAGACAAGCGCGAGACACCCGCGUUCAUGAGCCGCUGGACUCCUAAUGCUAUUAACGCGCCACAUUCAACACAUAUGGAGAAGGUCUGUUGGCAGCUUGUUGAUGUCGCUGAACGUUUGCACAUCGAUGGUCCAGCGUCGCUUCCGAUCUAUGACAAGCUGGCGCUUGCAAUGGCCCGAAAAUCACGCUAUCUUACCUUUGGACAACGCAUGAGUCAUCUCAGUGCGCUGUUACGAUUAUCCAAGUACCGCUGUUUCUCGCUACUCAAGGGUGAGAAUAUUGAAACUACAGUUGCAUCGCCAGCCCAGCGAUGCUCAGGCACCAUCGUAAACUGUGUACAAAACAGUAAGCGUCAAGAAUUUAUCAAGGAAGGACGACCGGUUUGGAAGGACAAGAACGGUGCAGCCAACAAAAAGAUACAGUCAAUGCCGGUGAACACCGACGAGUAUAUUAGCUCAGAGGUUUCGAGUUUGGACAUCGCAGUGGGCCAAGCGCACACUGAAGAUGCUCGCCAGGAUAUACCAGUCUCUGUGUUUGCUAUCUUCACCCUGGCGAUGUUCCGAGUUCCUCCCAAGCACUGA